GUGUGAGAGUGAGUGUGAGGAUGUUUGUGUGAGAGCGCGCACAGCAUUCGUCCCCAUCUACGCACCUCCCACUGACGGCAUUGGAGAUGGUUGUCAUGGUGACACUUCAAAUGCUGCUGAUGAACCGAUUUGAUGUAUUUGCCUCUCUUUGCCACCGGGUGAUUGUUGUGCGAUGAUUCACCAUGAGCAUAGUGCUGUUGAGUCAGGAGGCUUUGUUCAUUCAGAGCUGCUCACAGCCGUAAAAUGCAGCAGCACCGAGGACGGCUCUCUCUUGCUGGCGAGAUGAUGGCGAGCAUGAGGAGGCAUGAGCGCAGGCACUCUGCCGCAGACAUCCUGCUGAAGGUCCUGCAACGCAGAUGCAGUUCUGUCCUGGAGGUCCUCUCCUCCUCCCACAGAGUCCUGGUGGCCGUCAGCGUGAACCAGCCUCAGCCUCCCACUGAACGCAAGACCAGGAGAUCCAAUGUGAGGGUACCCACUGCAAAGUACACCAAGAUGGGGGAGACCCUGAGGCACGUGAUCCCUGGCCACAUGCAGUGCUCCAUGGCCUGUGGAGGAAAAGCCUGUAAAUAUGAAAACCCCUCUCGCUGGAGUAAUGAGGAGCAGGCGAUCAAAGGGCUCUACUCGUCCUGGAUAACUGACAACUUGCUAGCCAUGGCAAGGCCUUCAACUGAAAUCAUAGAGAAAUAUAAUGUCAUUGAACAGUUUCAAAGGUGUGGUUUGAAGACGGUCAUCAACCUGCAGCGGCCCGGAGAACACGCCAGCUGUGGGAAUCCAUUGGAGCAGGAGAGCGGUUUCACUUAUCGACCCGAGACUUUCAUGGAGGCAGGAAUCUACUACUACAACUUUGGCUGGAAGGACUAUGGCGUGGCGUCUCUGACUACGAUCCUUGACAUGGUGAAAGUCAUGUCAUUUGCCGUACAAGAAGGGAAAAUGGCAGUUCACUGCCAUGCUGGUCUUGGAAGAACAGGUGUGCUGUUGGCGUGUUACCUGGUCUUCACAUCUCGGAUGAGUGCUGACCAAGCCAUCCUGUUUAUGCGAGCCAAGAGACCCAACUCCAUCCAGACCAGAGGGCAGCUGCUGUGUGUCAGGGAGUUUGCCCAGUUCCUGGUUCCCCUCAGAAGCAUCUUCUCCUGUGCAGAACCCACAGCCAGUGCCGUCACCUUGUCCCAGUACCUCACCAGGCAGAGCCACCUGCUGCACGGCUAUGAGGCUCGGCAGAUGAAGAACGUGCCAAAAAUUGUCCAGGUGGUGUGCAGGCUCCUUCUCGACAUUGCAGCCAACAGACAAACAGUGAUCGAGCAGCGGUGGCUGGAGAUCCCCGACCUCACAGCAGAGGUGGAGAAGACUGUGUCCCAUCAGGCCCUUCAACAGCUGGGGAAGGAGAUGAGAGGGAAGGGGAUUCCUGUCCCACCGUGUUUAUCUCAUCCUCUAAACUCACCAGCUCUGGUGUCCAGAUCCUCACAUGAUCAGCCCCUCACCAGUGAUAAUGACCUGGACCCUCUGUGGCGGCAGCAGAAAUUAGGAAGCCCUGUAAGAUCAUUGUUUGACAGCAGGAGCCUCAGCUACAGCGAUAGUGUCCUUCACAAACUCGCACAACGGCAGCACUAUUUAGGAAAUCUGAAGAACAUAAGUCCAUUCAACUACCUGCUCAAACAUUCCUUGUCUCACAGCAACCUUGCAGUCUUAAAACAUUCUAGACUGUGUAAACUCUAUCCUCAGGAUAUUAUCAGCUUUCAGGACCCAAAUACGGACGCAAGGCAAGACACUUGGUCUCCCUUUUUAAAUAAGCAGUUACAUAAGGGGCUUCAGAGUUUGUCUUUAGAUCUUAUAGAGCAGGGAAGAAAAUCCCAGUGUUCUGCCACACUGCCAGCCUUAUCAACCCAAAACAGAGGUGGAACCAGUGAGGAGGAGCCAGAUUUGGACACAUUGGAAGGCGGAGCAGAGAGAGCGAUUGUCACAGAGGGUCCCUUCAUCACCCUCCAGUCUGAGCUGGCUCCAGAGAGCAGACGCCUGCUGGUGGCCAAAGUCCUGGCCAUGCAUGUAAUGGACAAAGAUCUUACCUCCAAAGUCUCACAGUGGCAGAGAGAGCUGAACUCCAGAGAGGGGGCAUGGGAGAGGCUGUGCAUGGAGACAGAGCCUCUGGUCCUCUCCGGUUUGAUGUGGUCGUGGCUGGAGCAGCUCAAGGAUCCAGUCAUCAGCAGCGAGGAUAUAACAGCUCUAAGUUGGAAGACGUUAAACCCACAGAACGCCCUUGACUCUCUGGAAAAGGGUCACCGGCUAACUUUACUCUGCAUCCUCAACUGUGCUGCUCAUCUCCUGCCAAUGCCUGAGGAGGUGGAGACCAGUUUCCUCAAGCAAACAAUCAAAGUGUUUACCAAGAUUGACCCUGCCUCAGAGAAGAACAAGUCUUUAUACACGACACUUAAAGCAAUCCUCACUCCCAUUCUUCACGAGCUGCGGGACAAAGCUGUGGAAGUGAACGAAGCCUGAUAGAGCCUCAGCGCGACGGGUCAGACAAGAGGGAGAGUUCCUCAUCUUCGGGCAUUAUUGUAUUUGAAGCCAGUUCCUUGCAUCAGUUUCUGCUGAUUUUGUUGUUCUUUGAAGCGCUUAUUAGACUCAAAGCACUGCCAUCCUCUGUGUAAAUGUGCCACUGUGCAGCGUUUGAAAGCAUCUGUUUGUCGUCUAUUCUCCUGUAAUUUGUGUACCUGUUAGUGGAUAGGAAAUGACCGAGGUAUUCUCGCGAUAUUAAUGUAAAUGUUAUUUAAAUGUGUAACUCAGCUGCUGGGG
Molecule: messenger RNA, 2787 nt
Organism: Platichthys flesus (European flounder)
Lineage: Eukaryota; Metazoa; Chordata; Actinopteri; Pleuronectiformes; Pleuronectidae
Gene: ptpdc1a
Product: protein tyrosine phosphatase domain containing 1a
Exons: 9
Coding region: 244-2490 (748 amino acids)
Biological process (GO): protein dephosphorylation; cilium assembly
Molecular function (GO): protein tyrosine/serine/threonine phosphatase activity
Source: RefSeq, a predicted model, not a curated record